AUGAACGAGAAGCAGAUCCUUGCUAAUAACGACAAGGCCACCGCUGAGGCUUACAACAUUGAUGCUUCUAUGGAUCGUGAAGUUCAAGCUGGACCUGUCUCAACCAGCCCCAAUAGCCCCUACGGCGAGAGCCAGCCGCCAGGAUACCAGUUGGAAGCACAGCUGGACGCCGCUCCAACUGCAGGCCCAGUUGCUGCUCCAGCAGUUGCUACCAUAGUCGCUGCACCAGGCCAGGCAAUGAUAGUCAACGGUGUUGGGGGCGUGCAAGUUGCAGGGUCCUCAUAUAUCGAGGUGGCCGACGUGCCAGCCAGAGUGACGUGCCCAAAGUGUCAAAAGGACAUAGUCACCCAGAUUGAGACCAAGACAGGAACUCGCACUGUUGUAGUGGCAGUUGCUGUGUUUGUUGCGUUUUGGCCUUUGGCGUGGGUUCCUUUCAUGUCGAAGCGCCUGAAGAAAAAGAUCCAUGUUUGCCCACAUUGCCACCACAAGCUGGGCAAAAUAAUUUCGUUGACCACUGUGGGCCCAGUCCACCAAUAG
Molecule: messenger RNA, 537 nt
Organism: Kickxella alabastrina
Lineage: Eukaryota; Fungi; Kickxellomycota; Kickxellomycetes; Kickxellales; Kickxellaceae
Product: LITAF-like zinc ribbon domain-containing protein
Exons: 1
Coding region: 1-537 (178 amino acids)
Molecular function (GO): zinc ion binding
Source: RefSeq, a predicted model, not a curated record